Messenger RNA from Durio zibethinus, 4335 nucleotides. RefSeq names its product protein unc-13 homolog. The record is from RefSeq and is a predicted model, not a curated record. NCBI's taxonomy places the organism in Eukaryota, Viridiplantae, Streptophyta, Magnoliopsida, Malvales, Malvaceae.
CUUUUUCUCCUCGUCCAAUUUAUACACCUUUUUCUUCUUUCUUCUGUGAGAAUAGAAUAGGAAACCAAUACUUUUACUGUGCAGAAUUCUGUUUAUUUUUUUUUCUAAUUUCUAGCUUUUUUUUUGUUGUUUUUUAUAUAUUUGAUGACAUUCCCAGCACUCUCUUUUCGUUUCCUUUAAAAUCAAGCAAGAAUUUUAAACCUUCAUCUUUAAACCCGUUUAAUUUCUUUUUAUUUUUUCUAUUUUAAUUUAUUUUAUACCCAGAAAAUUUUAACCAGUCGAAUAGAUUAAGGGCCAGAACUUCCAGCCAGCCAAGUCAAACGACACAACGACGGCGGCGACGAUGCCUAAGUACUUUACUGAAACGCUGACGUGUCCUUUCGGGGAGUUGGCGACGAAUUUAUCAGAUUCCGAGCUUCGAGAGACGGCUUAUGAGAUUUUGGUCGGAGCUUGUCGGAGUUCCGGUGGGAAACCAUUGACUUACAUAUCGCAGUCGGAGAGGAACUCGGAGAGGGGGGCGACGCCGACGUUGACGUCGACGGCGUCGUUGCAGAGGUCGUUGACCUCGACGGCGGCGAGUAAAGUGAAGAAGGCUUUAGGAUUGAAAUCGUCUCGGAGUAGGAAAGCGAGUGGUGAGUCGGACUCUGAACGAGUCAAAAAGGCUGUUACCGUUGGGGAGAUGUUGAGGGUUCAGAUGGGAGUUUCGGAGCAAACGGAUUCCAGGGUUAGAAGAGCUCUCUUGAGAGUUGCUGCUUCUCAGCUUGGAAGACGGAUAGAGUGUAUAGUGUUGCCACUUGAGAUGUUGCAGCAACUCAAGCCUUCCGAUUUUCCAAAUCAAGGAGAAUAUGAAGCUUGGCAGAGGAGAAAUUUGAAGCUUCUUGAAGCUGGACUCCUUUUGCAUUCUCUGUUGCCCCUAGAUAAGACCAAUAAUUCUCCACAGCGACUAAGGCAGAUCAUUCGUGGGGCAUUGGAGAAACCCUUGGAGACUGGAAAAAACAAUGAAUCUAUGCAAGCCCUUCGGAGCAUUGUUUUAUCUCUUGCUUGUAGAAACUUUGAUGGCUCUGUUUCUGAGACCAGCCACUGGGCAGAUGGAUUCCCUUUGAAUCUCAGAAUUUACCAAAUGCUGUUAGAAACUUGUUUUGAUGUUAAUGAUGAAACAUCUGUUAUUGAAGAGGUUGAUGAGGUUCUAGAACUCAUAAAAAAGACAUGGGUAGUCCUUGGAAUGAACCAGAUGCUGCACAAUCUUUGUUUCUUGUGGAUAUUGUUUAACCGUUACGUGACAACUGGUCAAAUGGAAGGCGAUCUGUUGUUUGCUGCCAAUAAUCUGUUGAUGGAAGUUGAAAAGGAUGCAAAGGAAAUGAAAGAUCCAGAUUAUUCCAAGAUAUUGAGCUCCACUUUGGGUGCAAUUUUAGGUUGGGCGGAGAAAAGGCUUUUGGCCUACCACAAUUAUUUUCAUAGUGAUAACACUGAGUCAAUGGAAUGUGUUGUUUCUAUUGGGGUUCUAUCAGCAAAGAUAAUGGUAGAAGAUAUCUCACAUGAGUACCGUAAGAAGCGAAAGGAAAAUGAUGUGGCUCAUGAGAGAGUUGAUACGUACACAAGAUCAUCAUUGCGCACUGCUUUUGGUCAGAUAAUGGAGAAGGUGAGGUCUAGCAAGCGUUCAGCUAAGAACCAGCAAAAUCAGCUUCCUUUCCUUUCCAUCCUUGCAAAUGAUGUCAGUUCACUGGCUUUUAGUGAGAAGGCAAUAUUUAGUCCAAUAUUAAAGAGGUGGCAUCCUCUUGCAGCUGGUGUAGCUGUAGCCACUCUUCAUUCCUGCUAUGGGAAUGAGUUGAAGCAAUUUGUUUCUGGCAUUGGUGAAUUGACACCAGAUGUAUUACAAGUGCUGAGAGCUGCCGACAAAUUGGAGAAAGAUCUGGUGCAAAUUGCAGUUGAAAAUUCAGUAGACAGUGAGGAUGGUGGAAAGUCAAUCAUAAGGGAGAUGCCUCCUUAUGAGGCUGAAUCGGUAAUUUCUAAUCUGGUUAAAUCAUGGAUAAAGACAAGAUUAGACAGACUGAAGGAAUGGGUUGACAGGAAUCUGCAACAAGAGGUUUGGGAUCCACGAGUGAAUAAAGAGCGCUUUGCUCCCUCUGCUGUUGAAGUUUUGCGAAUUGUAGAUGAAGCUUUAGAAGCAUUCUUUUUGUUACCGAUAUCUAUGCAUGCUGCGUUGCUUCCUGAUUUAACCACUGGUAUUGACAGAUGUCUUCAACAUUAUAUAUCAAAGGCAAAGUCUGGCUGUGGGACCCGAAGUACUUUUGUUCCCUCCAUGCCUGCUUUGACUAGAUGUUCAACUCGGUCAAAAUUUCCUGGUGUAUUUAAGAAAAAAGAAAAGUUUCAAAUAGCACUGAGUAGGAAAUCUCAGGUUGAGACUACCACUGGCAAUGGCUCCUUUGGGAUACCCCAGCUGUGCUGUCGUAUUAAUACUCUGCAGCAUAUUCAAUUGGAGUUGGAAGCUUUGGCAAAAAGGGCGAUUGGACAUCUCAAAAAUUUUGAAUCCACUCAUGCGGACAAUAUUGCCAACAGGAUGGGUAAAGCAUUUGAACUUUCAGCUGCUGCUUGCGUGGAAGGGAUUCAACAACUGUGUGAGGCAACAGCAUAUAAGGUUAUUUUCCAUGAUCUAAGUCAUGUCCUUUGGGAUGGCUUGUAUGUAGGGGAAGUUUCAUCCUCUAGGAUUGAGCCUUUUCUUCAGGAACUUGAGCACUAUUUGGAGGUUAUUUCAUUAACAGUGCAUGACAGAGUCAGAACACGAGUUAUUACUGAAGUAAUGAAAGCAUCUUUUGAUGGUCUCAUGCUGGUUUUACUUGCUGGAGGCCCUGCUCGUACUUUCGGUCUGCAAGAUUAUGAAACAAUAGCAGAGGAUUUUAAGUUUUUGACUGAUUUAUUUUGGUCCAAUGGUGAUGGACUUCCAGCUGACUUGAUAGAAAAGUUUUCAACCACGGUUAAAGCCAUCCUCCCCUUAUUCCAUACUGAUACUGACAGCCUGAUUGAGCAAUUCAAAUAUAUGACUCUAGAGAGUUAUGGUUCUUCUGCAAAAUCCAAGCUCCCAUUGCCACCAACUUCUGGUCAGUGGAGUCCUACUGAACCAAACACACUCUUGCGAGUCUUAUGUUAUCGGAAUGACGAGAUGGCUACUAAGUUCCUUAAGAAGAUUUACAACUUGCCAAAGAAACUCUAACAAAUUUUCUGGUGAUUCAUGUAGUUUCCCACGUUUGUCAAAGUCAUAGGCAUUAAAGCCCCCGUAAAGCAUCUAUAGUGCAGGCGUUUGUUAGAGAAGUUGUACCUCGUAAGAAAAAAAUGGCUCCUGUUAUGGUAAUUUUUGUUGGCUGGAUUCUAUUUGUUUGAGACCUUAACCUGGAGUGGGAAACCUCAUAAGAAUAACGGAUAUGCUCCUUGGUCGACUGUUAAAGCACUUCCAAGCAUUAUAAUUCUGACUUCUGGGAAGGAUGAGGAUGCUGGUUUUUCGACAUCAUCACUAUCUGCUUCACGUGGAGUUGGGACGAAACAUGAGAAGGCAUUUGAUGAAAAAGCAGUGUGAGGUUCUUGGCCAUUCUUUUUAUAAAUAUAUGGAUAUAUUUUUCAUUUUCUGACCAUUCGUAAUAUUAUAUUCUCCCACAAGUGAAGGCCAAUAUCGCAGGAUACAAGUAUAAAGGUUUAAUAACUUAUUGAGAAAAUUUCAUAGGUUUUUGUUUUGCUUCAAUGAUUUGGCAUUUGUAUUGCCGUUUUCUGUAACAGCCUGUGUACGGAAAUUUGUGUUGCUUGUUUAACGAACUGUUUUUUAUUUGAAUUUUUUUUGCAAACAAAGUCACAAUCUGAGUGUGAAAGAGGUGUAGCCAUUAAAAUUUAAAUUUCUAAUUUAUUGUAUAUUAUUUUUUAAGGGUUGUUGAAUUUGCAGGACUCCAACUUCUUUUUCUAAGAGCACUUUUUUUUUUUUUGGCAAUUUGUUAUCCGUGUAGAUUGAAUCUUCCCUUCGUUAAGUGAGGCAACUCUAUUUUGGUUGCUUAUAGUUAUAAUCCAAGAGAUAAUAGUAAAGAGAUCACACUUUUACUUCCUCCAAAAACAGUUUCAAAAAGUAAAUCUGGAUCGUCUAGCUCUUGUUUCCAGAUACUGACGGUUCAAGAUGCUGUUAUCAAUGGUUAAACUAACGCAAGCCGUGAAAGAGAUCUGAUGUGCAACUAAAGUCAUUAUUCAAAAGGUGCUAUGCCAUUGUCACCCAAAAUUUCAGUGAAGCCAACUUUCUUAACAGUUAAACAAUUUGGCAAAUAGUAGGUUUGUUAGUGAGUUUUAUUGUUGUUGAACCCAAGU